Molecule: messenger RNA, 6197 nt
Organism: Mytilus trossulus (common blue mussel)
Lineage: Eukaryota; Metazoa; Mollusca; Bivalvia; Mytilida; Mytilidae
Product: coiled-coil domain-containing protein 89-like
Exons: 8
Coding region: 110-1273 (387 amino acids)
Source: RefSeq, a predicted model, not a curated record
UAAAAAUAUCUGGCAUUUCCGGCGUCAUGUUUCUGUGGUAGCCGUUUCGCCGUUUUUAUUUCGUACUUGUUUUUAACAGAAAAGUGGAAUAUGUUGCUUAAUUUUAAUUAUGGAAUCAUCUCUUGCUCACCAAACAACCUUUCUAUAUGAGAAUUUUUCUAGUAUUUUACUAGGACAAGACAUGGCAUCAAACACAAGGAAUCCUAAAGAAAUUAGAGAAAUGGUUUCUGACAGUAACAAGACAAAAUCUUGUUAUGGAAAAUUUACUGACAUGUCAGAUAUGCAGAGAAAUCUGAGCAAGUUGAAAUCUUUGUCAGAAGAUGACAAGACAGAAACUGCUAUGUUACGAUCUCGUAUAGAUGAACAGUCACAACUCAUAAUGAUAUUAAAACAAAGAGCGGAUGAUGUGUCAAGAAAAUCACAAACUUUGGAUAAAAUUAACAAAGAAAUGAUGGACUUCAGAGAAAAUGCACAGGAAAUGUUGGAUGGUGAAAUCAGAAAAUAUAACAUAUUAAAUGCAAGAUUUGAUGACUUGGCUUCUAAUCAUCAAGAACUAAUUAAGAUAAAGGAUGAAUACAAACGUUCAAAUCAAGAAUUACGAAUAGAAAAUUCUCGUCUCAGGGAAGAAAAUGAAAGAAUAUUUUCAGGUGCUGUUUUGGAAAAAGACAAACAAAUUGCAGAAAUGGAAAGAAAAUUAUCAAGUUUUAAAGAGCAGUAUAAUAUGCUGGAACAAAAGCACAGACAGCUACAACAAGAUAUGAAAGGUAAAGAAGAUGGUUUACGGAAUGAGAUAAAAACUGUGAAUGAAAACUACAGAACUGAAGUUAAAAUGUUACAGAGCAAGUUACAAGAUUCAGAGGAAAGAUUAAAGGGUGCUAAUUACAAACUACAGAAUCAGAUUGAAGGUAGAAAAUCCUUAGAUGUGGAGUCUCAACAUAGAAUACAGCAACUAACCAAGGAAAAGGAUGAAUUGUUAGAUCUUGCUAUGCAGAGAGGAAAGAUAGUACAGAGAGAACAAACAGAGAAUAAGAAAUUACAAAAAAGGAUUGAAGACAUGGAGAAAGCUGUUCAAACAAUGGAAGAAAAAUUUGAAAGAGAGGCAACAGCAGUUAAUGCCAACCUUCAAGUGAGACGACUGAGAGAAGAGGCGUCCGAUGCUGGUCAUAAAUAUACAGAAGUUGUCAAAGAAUUUGAAGCCUACAGAAAGCACUCUCAGACAUUAUUACAAAGAGAAAAAGAUCUGAAUGAGAGAUUAAGACAUUUAGCUGCAUAGCUUGUACCUAGGUGUUUAUUGCUGAGAUUAAUUUGUAGAGGAAUAGUAAAUGUAGUAGUAUGAACAAAUAUAUGCACAAGAUGUACCAAUAAUGGAUGGAUAAAAGGAGAAAUUAAUUUAUUAUAGUUAUUGAAUUAGAAAAAGAAGAUAUUGCUAUUAUAAAAUGCAUCAUCUUGUAUAUUUGUAAAAAAUCAGUGAUAAGGAAUAACUUCAAAUCAAAUACAUUUUGUAGUACAAUUAGACGUCAUAUCAAAUAGUACAACUAGACAUCAAAUUUGAAUGAAAUAUUACUGAUAAAGGUAGUAUGACAGUUGUUUACUCUCUUGAGUCAGAAAUAACAGCAAAUGAUAGGUACAGAUUAUUAUUUAAAUAUCAUAAGCAAAAAACAAUUUAAUGAGUGGGGGCCAAUACAUUCGAAACUAUGUAUGUAUUUUAACCAAAAAAUGUGUUUCUUCAAUUAGAAAUAUACUCUUUUAUGUUUUUGACAGCCAUGAAAUGACAGUAAAUUCUGUAAAAUGGUGAAAGUUGACUAUUUGAUUUUGAACAUGGUUAGAACAUAUAUACAAUUACUAUAGAGCACAACAGUUGCCAAAAAAGAUAUUGAAACAGUAAAGAGUAUUUUGUUUUUAUCAAUUAACUAGCUAAAAGUCAUUUUGGGUGAUGCUUGUACUUUAUGAUAAUUAAGCUAAAAGAUACAGAAUGUGGUGGGUUAAAAAUUUAAAGGGUUCCCAACUCUCCACCUAAUCUGGGACAAAAGGCUUGGCUUAUAUUAACAUUUUUUCAAAAGUGCCUCUUAGAAUGUUUAAAAACUUCAUUAGUUAUGAUAUCAAGCAAAUUUUUCUUUUUUUGUAUAUAAUACAGGGACCAAUCAAAACCAAAUUGUAAAACCUUGCAUGUGUAUACAGGAAUACUAUUUAUUGUCAGGCUUUCUUAUACUAGCAACAACAAAUACAGUAUAAUACACUAAGCGUGAAUGAUUUAAAUUUUAAAAUCUUGAUUAAGGGGAGAUAACUCGGAUAGUUUUAUUGUAUAAAGAAAUUUACAGUUCAAUAUGAAGUAGGAAGAAAUUCAGUCAUUUUUUGAUACUCCAAUUUACUUUUAAACUGAUUGUAAAUUAAUUUUUAUUUGAUUUUUUUGCAUUAUAUAUGUACACUAAAACUUUAUCUCAUUCAUUUCCUUACAUUAGAAUAUAAUAAGAGAUAUAUUAAUCUAACUUUCCUGAGUAAAUAUUGAAGAGUAAGUUUCUUACACAUGCAUAAAAAAUCCUUUCUUUUAUGUGGACAAUUUCUCAAAUAAUGUAACAGGUAAUUGCAAAACUUGUAAUGCAUAGAAAAGACUUUAUUUGAUUACCUUUCUAUUUUCAGAAUAUUACAAAACUUACAAGAAAUGAUAAAUAAUUUUUCACAUCAUUGAUUUUCUUUAAAAAGAAACAUAAUUGAUCAUGUUUAAUGAUAGUUAAUUCACAUGUUUUUCCAUCUCUGAAGUUUAAUAACCAAAUCCUUAACCUCCUUUAAAGUCAACCACUCUACAAGAUAUUGUAAAGAUUUUGUCAGUUUAUAUCCAAUACUUUCUCCAUGUGUACACUUUUUACAGAUAUGUAAUAGAAAACUUUGUAAAAUUAAGAGAAAUGUAUUGAGGAUUGAAAGUUUGAAACUGUUUAAUGUAAUAGAAAACUUUGUAAACUUGAGAGAAAUGUAUUGAGGAUUGAAACUGUAAACUUGAGAGAAAUGUAUUGAGGAUUGAAACUGUUUAUGUGUUGAAUUUCCAGAAAUAAUAUCCUUGUAAAGAUAUUUUUAUUUGCAGAAUUUAUUUUAACAUUUUUAUUCAUUGUAUCAAUUUGAAAUACUGCAAUUUGUUUGGUUUUUGGGAAAGGGUGCACAAAAAAUCAUUAGGUGAUGGAAAGAUUAAUUUGUAAUCAAAUUUGAAAAUAAAAAAUCUUCAUUUUUUUAAGAAUUUUGGUUAUCUUUUUUAAAAGGUCUUAUAAAGUCAUGGUGUUAUCUUUAUUAUUCCCCUGCUAAGAGAAGCAUGGUUGGGCGACCUUUUUGUCAGUUGUUUCAUUCAUCUGUGUGCUCAAAAUGUCUGCCAUUUGUACUUAGACUCAUUCUUUAAAGAAUGACUGGUUUAUUAGGAGUCCAGCAAGUAUCAUAUACCAUAUUGCACCUCAUAUUUUAUUUAUCAAAUUGUCUUCCUGAAUUUGAAAGAUAUCUUUUUAAAUGCUAUGCCUAUUAAUUUCGAUCAGAUUUUUAUGCCCCACCUACAAUAUGCCCCACCUGUGAUAGUAGAGGGGCAUUAUAUUUUCUGGUCUGUGUGUCCAUUAGUUCGUUCAUCCCUCCCUUCGUCCUUCCUUCCAUUCGUCCGUCUUUCUGUCCGUCUGUUCUGGUUAUAGUUUUUGUUCAAGGUAGUUUUUAAUGAAGUUGAAGUCCAAUCAACUUCCAACUUAGUACACAUGUUCCCUAUGAUGUGAUCUUUUUAAUUUAAUUGCCAAAUUAGACUUUUGAACCCAAUUUUACAGUUCACUGAACAUAGAAAAUGAUAGUGCAAGUUUCAGGUUAAAUGUUUUGGUCAAGGUAGUUUUUGAUUUAGUUGAAAUCCAAUCAACUUAGUACACAUGUUCCUAAGGUUCUGAUCUUUCUAUUUUAAAUGCCAAGUUAGAUUUUUUAUUCCAAUUUCACGAUCCACUGAACAUAGAAAAUGAUAAUGGGAGUGGGGCAUCCGUGUACUAUGGACACAUUCUUGUUUACUUUCUGACACUGUUCUGACUAAAAAGAAAACUGUGCCAUGGUAAAGUUGUAUUAAAACACUCUUUUUAUCAUGCUUAAGUUUUAUAUUUUGAUGGUAUAGUCAAGUUUUCUGGAAAAAAUAUGUUUUUUUUAUAUAUUUUCUGUCUAUAAUAUUGUUAUUUUUUAAUGUAGUGUUUUUGUUGAUCAAUGAAAUUGUGAAAGCCUAUUUAAUUAUUAUAGAAUGUCAUACCCUUAUGUCUUGGUUAGAUUUGUUUUCAGAUGUCCGUCCAUAAAUUACUUGUGAUUUUCUUUUAUGUAUAAUGAAAGAAUGUUUAUCAAAGAAAUUGUUUUAUUCCUUAAUUGUCUUUUUUGCAAUUUUCGUGUUGGUCUAUUUGUCAGUUUGCCCAAGAAUAUUUAAAGUACUUCUGAAAAAUGACUUCAUAUUUGGUUAACUGUGUGAUGCUGAUAAGUUUAAAUAUAUGAGCAUAAAAGACGGGAUGUAUUAUGGUAUGCCAAUGUUUGUCCAUAUGAUGUAUGUCUGUGUGACAACAAUUCAUAUGAAUAAACUCAAAUAUGCCUCUCCCAAUUUUCCCAUAAAUUUAACAUAACAUUAGAAUUGAUGGAUGAAAACACUCACUUGUAAUUUUUUUGUUAUUGGCUAUUUUAUUUCAGAGUUACUGAACUUAGACCCUUAAAAUCAAGGCAAUUUUUCACAAAUUGUGCACUUCGUCAACUAUCCAUUUCCUUCAAACUUCACUUUAAUUUGUGGAUUGAUGAAAAAGAAACUUUCUUUUUAUUUAUUUUUUUUUUAUUUUCUGGUUUGUUGUUCCAGAGUUUAAAUAACAUUUAAGGCUGUUUUUCACAAAUAGUGCACUAACUUCAGUAACUUGGAUUGAUAUUCUCCAAAUAAUUAUGUGGGGAUUGAUAAAAGUUCCAUUUUGAUUUUUUAGGUUUUCAAUGUUUGUAACUCCAGAGUUCAGGGACUUUCAUUGCAAGAUUUUAGAUUUUUUUUAUACAGUAACUUGAGUUUACUUAGAUUGAUUUAUUGUAGAAUUUACAUAAUUAUAAGAAAUAAUACUUCUUUUAGAAAUUGUGAAAAUAAUAAACAAUUUAAUUUGAUAAAUGGUAGCAUCAUGCAUGUUUAUCCACAGAGCUAUUUUAUAUUUCUAUAAUUAAAUGCCUUUGAAAUAUAUUGUCGACUAUUAUUCUGUGUGUAUAAAUAAUUUGAUUAUGUUCGUCAUUCAUUUCUUUGGUGAGAAGCCUUUCUGCUUGUUUUUUUUAUACUCUGAAUUACAAUAGGAGUAUAACUAGUGCAAGUACAUAAAUUGCAACCUUUUGUUUAUUUUUAUAAUGUGUAAUGUCUGUACUUGAAAUCUGUUACAUUUGUCACAGAGUGACUGCUCAUGAUUACAUGUGUUUCAUAGUUUAUAUACAGAAUGUUUUAUAGAUAUAUUUUGAUUUCUGUGAUAUACAUUUAUUACUGCUGAACAUCAUACUGCUGAAUAAACUUAAUAUAUGAUCUUGGGGAAAUCAAAUGUUAAUAGCUAUAAUGUGUAAUUAACUUACAAACAAAGAGCAUAGGGAUCAUAUCAAAAUGAUUUAAAUGAAACUUACAUGUACUCUGUUUUUCCUCAAAAAGGGAAAAUCUAUAUGCAUUGAUUUUAUGAUUUUCAUAGUCAUUGCAAGGAGUAUGAUAUUCAGGCUUGCUUUGAUGACAUUUUUGAUGUGUUUUGCAGAGAAAUAGGACUUUGAUUGUCAAGAUAUUGUGAUUCUUUAAUUUUAUUUUAUUGAUACCAGUUUUCUUGAAUCAGAGAGAAAUUAAAUUGUCCUUGAUGUAUGAUUAUGUUGUUUCCUCAGAUUCUGCAAACAAGACUAUAAGAAAUUUUACUAUGUUGAACAUUUCAACUUCUGGUUAAUGUUUAUCUCAAAAUCCAUAUAAACUUAGUACCCCAGAUAUGAUUUCAUGCUAUUAAUUUAACAUUUUGUGUAUAGUAAAUGUGGAUUUCAAUUGUAGUGCUUUAAACAAAUAUGUAUUAAUCUUUCUCAUUUUGUGCCAAUAAUACUUAUUGAACAUGUUAAAAACAUUCUCUUAUAAUUCAACUUGUAAAAAAUUUGUUAAACCUUAAAUAUGUUGUCUGACCCGAAGUGAUAUUAUGUUGUAAACAAUAUUUAACUGAAAGACUAAUAAAUGUGAUAUGUUAUUU